AUUUCCCCAUGCUCCUCAUAUUAUUUAAUGUAUAAAACGUAUCAGCGCCUUUUCUUUUUAUAGAGAAGGUAACUUUAUCUGGUCAAAACCUUGGAACGCCACUAUAUGCUUGUGACAUAAAGAGAGAGACUCUGUAUUAAAAGAGAGUUGGCAAAUCUUGGUGGUCAAUUGUUACGCAGUUUGAAGCUGCGCUUUCUUUCUCGGUUUCAGAACGCUGGAUAGCUCCUGUUGGCAAGCAGAGUUGUCAGAAUCGCUUUUCAUGGUCUGUGGGAAAACAGAUUGUCGGAAUAAAAGCAUGAAAAGUAAAAAACGGAAUCAACGGAGUGACGUGUAGGAGGCAAGAUUUUCAUACUAUUUUUUGCCGCGUUAAGAUCAUCCACGCGGUGUCAAUUUACAACUGAGAGAUGGACUUGGCAGAAAUUCUCUUUGCGCUGUUCAUUGUCGUUGUCAUGGUUGUAUCCUUGUUAUCGAACUUACUGGUCCUCCUAUGUUUUAUCUACAGCACCGAAAUCCGCAAACAAGUGGCAGGUAUUUUUAUUAUGAACUUAUCAUUUUGCAAUUUACUUAUUACUGUUUUGAACAUGCCAUCCACCUUGCUAGGGAUUGUCAAAAACCAACAGCCCUUUGGCGAGUUCAUCUGCCAAGCGGUAAGCUUUCUGGAUACUUUUUUGACUACAAACACUAUGCUAAGCAUGGCAGCGUUGAGUAUAGACAAAUGGAUUGCUGUGGUGUUUCCCCUGAGCUAUUCCACCAAAAUGAGAUACAAGGACGCAGUGAUCAUGAUGGGCUACUCGUGGAUCCACUCCCUUACCUUCUCCCUCGUCUCCCUGCUUUUUUCUUGGGUUGGCUACAACCACAUUUAUGCAUCCUGCACCUUAUAUUUAAAAGAAGAAAGAGAAAAGAGAAAGUUUACUGUACUCACCAUCGUUUUCCAUGCUACCAGUUUCAUGCUUUCUCUUCUAAUAUUGUGCUUCACGUACUUAAAGGUUUUAAAGGUAGCACGAUUUCAUUGCAAGAGGAUAGACAUCAUUACCAUGCAGACUCUGCUUUUGCUGGUUGAUAUUCACCCAAGUGUUAAACAGCGAUGUCUUGUGGAACAAAAAAGGAGAAGACAGCGGGCGACAAAAAAGAUCAGCAUCUUUAUCGGUUCUUUUAUUAUCUGCUUCGCCCCUUACGUUAUCACGAGGUUAAUAGAACUUCUUCCAUUUGUAACAAUUAACUACCACUGGGGAAUUAUAAGUAAGUGCCUCACAUACAGCAAGGCAGCAUCAGACCCCUUUGUGUAUUCCCUGCUGUGUCAACAGUACAAGAAGGUCUUGAUCAACAUCAUCAACAGGAUGCUUAAAAGGGAUUUGUAUCCUUCAUCGGGUCAUAACAGCUCUUUAGACACUGAGAAUGACUACUGCUUCCAGCGAGGGAACUGAAUAUACAAAGGUCUAUUGCAAGAGAUUACCUAUUUAAAUGCACUCUCAUUUGUUUCAGCGUUACACAAACUCAAAGAAAAGCCAAAGGCAACUUUUGAUUUCUCAUAUUAAAGCUUAUUUUACUGAAUGUACUGCCAGUUCGUCAAUAAAUUAAAAUGGAUGUAAUAAAUAAAAUGUAUUUGUAUUCCUACACUGCGGUUAUGUUUAUAACAUAUGGCUGUAUAUAAAGAUGUUUAUGUUAUAAUUUAUUUUGCACUGAAAUUUAUGACAAGAUUAUUUUUAUGUAUAUAUUUUUAUUUUAAAGUAUGAGGGAUUCUAGAGUCAGAACAAUGGAGUACAUCCAUACCCAACCUGGCCAAUUGUAUCCUAUGUCCCUUAGGGUGGCUUCCUUAUGUGGAUCAAAGCUAGACCAAAUUUAAGAUACCUAGCACAUAACCAUUGUCCUGUCUCUCUAUUUAUUUAUUUCCUUAUUUGUUUCAAAUGCUUUACCAAAUUAAAAACAUUGUUUUACAUUGCAUAGUUUUGUUUGUGAAAAAUUUUAGUAACUUAUAGACUGUUAGUUUGGUAACAUGAUUUUACUUGGGUUAAUUAUUGCCACAUACCUGUAUAUAGUAAUGCUUCUUAAUAAAACGAUUGGAAGUCAAACCAAUGGAUUUAAUUACCAAUGUGAUUUCUUGUGUACAUUUAAUGUGGUCCAAAAUCCA
Acipenser ruthenus (sterlet) is the source of this 2128-nucleotide messenger RNA. RefSeq names its product G-protein coupled receptor 26. Gene Ontology annotation, biological process: adenylate cyclase-activating G protein-coupled receptor signaling pathway. The coding region runs from base 405 to 1424 and encodes 339 amino acids. Gene Ontology annotation, cellular component: membrane. Lineage: Eukaryota; Metazoa; Chordata; Actinopteri; Acipenseriformes; Acipenseridae. Gene Ontology annotation, molecular function: G protein-coupled receptor activity. The record is from RefSeq and is a predicted model, not a curated record. The transcript has 3 exons.